This is a messenger RNA of Colletotrichum fioriniae, 798 nucleotides long. Lineage: Eukaryota; Fungi; Ascomycota; Sordariomycetes; Glomerellales; Glomerellaceae. The record is from RefSeq and is a predicted model, not a curated record.
AUGGCCGAAACCCCAAGCGCAAAGCGUCAAAAGUCCUCCAAGGACGUCUCCUACGAACUCAUCUACUGGCCAGGCCUUCCAGGCCGUGGCGAACACGUCCGUCUUCUCCUCGAGGAGGCCGGUGCCGAGUACACCGAUACCGCACAGAUCGAAGACGGCGUCAAGACUGUCCUGGCCCAGAUCGAUGACAAGAACCUGGGCGAUGAGCACAACCCGCCUCCCUUGGCGCCCCCCAUCCUCAAGCACGGAGACCUCCUCAUUAGCCAGACGCCCAACAUUUUGCUCUACCUAGGACCGCGCCUAGGCCUCGCACCCAAGAUCUCAGAAGAUGAUGACGGCAUCUACAUCAUCAACGGCCUCGCGCUGACUGCGCUGGACGGACUUAGCAACGAGGCACACGACACGCACCACCCCAUCGCAACGGGGCUGUAUUACGAGGACCAGAAGGAGGAGAGUAAACUCAAGGCAAAGGACUACAUUGCCAAUCGGUUGCCCAAGUUCUUUGGGUACUUUGAGCGGGUGCUCAAGAGCAAGGCCAGCGGCGAAGGUCCUUGGCUCUAUGGUGGGUCUCUGACAUACGCUGACUUGGUACUCUUUCAGCAGUGUGUCGAUGGUCUGAAAUACGCGUUCCCCAAUGCACUGAAGCGGAUCGAGGGCACUGGCGACUACAAGGGUCUCUUUGCGCUCUAUGAUGCCGUCAAGGAGCGGCCCAAGAUCAAAGAAUACCUUGCAAGCGAUCGUAGACAAAAAUACUCCCAGGGUAUUUACCGUCACUACCCUGAAUUGGAUGAAGAGUGA